Mesorhabditis spiculigera is the source of this 4371-nucleotide messenger RNA. The record is from the annotation of a GenBank genome assembly. NCBI's taxonomy places the organism in Eukaryota, Metazoa, Nematoda, Chromadorea, Rhabditida, Rhabditidae.
AUGGAAUUGGACGACGGCGAUCUGGCGAUGGAGAUGGAUUUGGACUCGAUUCCGAUUCCGCCCACGCCACGAAAAGAAAACAACAUCCCGGCGGGGCUGGUCCUCCGCUCCGGCAUCGACUCGAUUGCGGGGAGAUGCACGGCAUAUGGAUUUAUCGGCCAACCAGACCCCGGACUUCUCGAGAACCUCCAAUCGUCCGACCUAUGGCGCAAACGAGAGGCCGUCCAGACCAUCUCCAACCUGAUCCUCAUCUCCGACGAGGGCGCCAACCUGAACGUGUCGUUCCGCGACAUUGUCGCAGCCAUCAAGGACUUGUUGCAGAAUGAGGACUUCAACACGAAAAGCGACGGUGUCACCUGCCUCCAAAAUCUGGUCGACGUCUUCUCACGCUCGCACAGCGUCGCCGCAGAUGCCAUCCCAUUGCUGAUCACGUUGAUGCAAGACGUCAGGGAGGAGUAUGGCGUUGACAUCCACGAGACGGCGCUCAAGCCGCUGCUGAUCCUCAGCCGAAAAUAUGGGCGGAAUAUCUUGCAAGCGGGUGGUCUUUCUGGAGUACUGCGUCAUCUGUACUUCUUCAACCAGCACGCCCAGCGCUCAGCGAUUGAAGUGGUCGCCAACGCCGCCUCGUACGUCACCCCGGCCAACCUCGACCAGGUCACCGAGGCGUUCAGAGAAAUUUGCGAUAACUUGAAUAACACCGACAGCAAGAUGGGCGACGCCGCCUGCGCGGCCUUCUCCCGCAUCGUGUGCAACCUGUACGAGGAGGAAACCUUCGUCAACGACGUCCUCGACCAGAAGUACGAUCUGGCGUGCAAGAUUGUCAACGUGCUCCGCGAGGUCACCACCAAGUUCUCGGCCACCACGGAGCUGCUCAUUGCCGUCCGGUUGUUGAUGGGAUGCAGCAGUGAUUUUGCGCUGAAGCUUCACCACGUCGGCGCCACGAGCACGAUCGCCAAUUUGCUGUCGCCACUUUCGUCGAAGAGGGCCAUCAACAGCUUCAUAGACCUGCGGGAGCUGAUCUACAUGUGUGGAGAAUUGGCGCCUGCGCUUCCGGAUACCAGCAUCUUCAUCAUCGACAAGCACAUCGUCAAUCAGACUGGCACUCAUCGCCGACAGCACCAACCUGCUUGGCCGAGCACGUCCAGCGAGGAGCGCCCAUUCGACCAGAUUUGCUCCCUGCUGACAGCUCCCCUCGUUUCUGUCGCUGCCAGCGUCACCGAUCCGGUCGUCCACUUUGGUGUCAUCCGCGUGCUCGUCCGCCUCCUUCUCCCCUGUCGCCACGUGGACCUGUUCGAGCUGUUGGAGGAAUCGGAGUAUGCCAACCCGGUGAUGCUCGUCUCGCUGAUGAAAGACGCGCUGGCUUACACGCCGCAGCGUGCCCACCUCGCCGUCGCCACGGUGCAGCUGAUCAGAACCAUGCUCGAGAAAGACUCGUCGAAGAACUCGUCGUGCAACUUCCGCGAUCACGGCAUCUGGGAGUCGGUCGAGCGCUUGGUGGAGACGUUGGGAGAUGGCAAACACAAGAAGGCCGGCCCGGUCACCCGAACUCGCAGCAAGGCCCAACAGAUUGUCGACGCGCUGCCGAUCGUCAGCCGCAAGCGCACCAGCCCGGCGGGUAGUGACGUGCCGACGACGUCGCACGCCUCCGACCACCACCACUAUCCCUCGUCCAUCCUACCGGCCGUCCCGCUCACCCCAUUCCGUGACGACGGAUCCCCGUCAACCAAACGCGAACGGGACAGCUGCGGCAGCUCGCGCUCGACCGCCCAUGCCUCGGCCGGCCCCAAGAAGAGCCCGCUGCAGUUGCUCAGCAUCAGCCGCCACGGAUCGGCCAGCACGUCGAGCAUGGAUUCGGGAUCAUCACCGGAUUCGUUGACGCGGCAGCUGAACGAGCAAGAGCACACGGAGAUCAACGCCUGGCUAAUCCAGGAGUGCUCGCACGCCCUGCGGCUUCGCCCUGACGUCGCCCCGGUGCAUGAGCAGCUUCAGAAGCUCGUGUCCUCGAUUCGGGAUCGCAAGGAUGACCUCAUCCCCAGCACGUUCUUUAAGGACCUCCUCCACCUGGCCCAACAGAACUUGACGCCGAAUCAGUUGCUGCACAGCGGCCUCGCCGAAGAGAUCCUGAAGUGGAUGGCCGACGGCAGCGCGAUGCACGUCGUCCCGCUGAUCAUCGCCUCGUUGCAGAAGAUUGACAGCGCAGACCGGCAACAGCACCUCAACCAGCUGAUCCGCAUCGUCGCCGGCGCGGUCGACUUGUGCGAGGCGUUCCCGGUGUCGAUUUUCGAUCUGACCUCGCACGCGUCGACCAAUUUGUUCCAUGGAGCCCAGGCUUUGCGAUAUUUCCGGAAUCAUGUCGUUACGAUCACUGUCUCGAGACAUCCAAAAGUCGACUCCAGCGACCCGCCCCAAAGCAACACCUUCAAGACGGACGCCCUGGUGACGAUGAAGUACAUCUACUCGGUGGUCAAGAACCGCUUGCCGAUUCGCCAGUCGAGCAGUUCGGAAGAGGAGGAGGAUUCUCAGAACGGCAUCUACCAAUCGAUGGACAUCGAGCUGCUGACCUCCAAUGGCACCGUCAUCGGCCAAGAACAAGUACUGCUCGAAGUUCUACUCGCCAACUCGCCCGACGACAUUGGCCGCAUCCUCGGCACGGCCCACAACUUCCACUACCGGCCGAAGAAGAGCGGCAACCCGGUGCGGCACGUCGACCACAAGAUGUCGCUGGAGCAGCGCAUCCGCGAGGAGCUGUCCCACGCCCCCGACGAGCACACCACCCUGCCGACGGCCAGCGGAGUCACGCUUGUUGCUGAAUUCCUGGAGGGCAAGCGCGUUUUCGAGAAGAACAUGAUGAAGCGCAUCGAUCGGAUCUCACAAUCGACAGCACACACAAAUCCGGAUGAGCCUUCGCAAUUCGUGCCCGCUCUCGGCAUGUUGACGCUGCUCCAUUACAUCGAUCAGUACUGGUCCGUCGACGGAUGCCAAGGCUACUGGCCGGAACGCCCAUUUCCGAUCGCCUCCAAAGAGGCCUUCGUCUGCAAAAAGCUCGACGCCAAAGUGAACCGCCAGCUCGCCGACUUCCUCUCCGUCGCCGCCCAAGGCCUCCCCACCUGGAUCGAGUGGAUCGCCCGGAACGCCCCGUACGCCCUCUCCUUCGAGACGCGCCGCUCCUUCUUCCAUCUCACCGCUUUCGGCAGGGAACGCGCCCUCGGCCACUGGCUCCAACAGCGCGACAUCCCCACCGAGGACGCCAACUUCAUGCGCGUCAAGAAGGUCUCCAUCGAGGUCGUCCGCGACAACUUCAUCACGUUCGCCUACGCGGCACUCCAGGAUACACCUACGGGCAGCACGAUGGAGGUCAAAUUCCGAGGUGAGGCCGGCACUGGCCAUGGCCCGACCCAGGAGUUCUACUCAAUCCUGUCGAAGGAGUUCAAGAAGGCGUCGCUGGAUUUGUGGUAUCCGGGCAGGAUGGAAGUAGAUCCGGAGACGAACGAGAAGAUGGUCGCCUCCGAUCACGGCCUGUUCCCGCUGCCUUGUACGAAGGAGAAGCGCGUGGAGAAGAUUCAGCUCUACGAACUGCUCGGUCGUGCCCUCGGCCAAUCGCUGCAAGACGGAAAGCGUUUGGACAUUGUCUUGUCGCCGAUCGUGAUGAAGUACCUCAUCGGAAAGGCACACCUCAUUGGCCCGUGCGAUUUGGCGACAGUCGACCCGAUCGUCUACAAGUCGAUGAAGCAGAUCGAGGAGUGCGGCGGAGACGAGCUUGACCUGAUCAUGGCCGAUUAUGCUGUGCCGAAUGUGGAUAUCAACAUCUCCACCGACUCGAGCCAGCAAACGGUGACGGCCAAGAAUCGAUGGACGUACUUGGAGCGCGUUCGCGAGAUCAUGCUCCUCACCGUCCGCGAGCCCCUCGAAGCCAUCGCCCAUGGGCUGAACGCUGUGCUUCCGCGCGAGAAUCUGGAGUGCUUCCUGCCCGACGAGUUCGAGGCGUUGUUCUGCGGGGCCGACGGAGCCGAUCCCGAGUACUGGCAGCCGAACCGGAUCAUCGACGCGCUCAAGUUCGAUCUGGGUUACUCCCGCGAGAGCCUGGCCGUCAAGAACUUUGUCCAAAUGCUCGUCGAGUUCACACCCGCCAAGCGGCAGCGCUUCCUGCAGUUUGUCACCGGAUCACCGCGCCUUCCGCACGGCGGAUUUGCAGCGCUGAGCCCACCGCUUACGGUUGUCUGCAAGAGCCCGGCGUUCGGCGGCCCGGAUGGCGAAUUCCCGUCGGCCGUCACGUGCAAGAACUACGUCAAGCUGCCCAAUUACACCAGCUAUGAGGUAAUGGUCCGCCAAUUCGAGAUCGCGCUCACCAACGUCCUGCACUUUGACUACAAC